Messenger RNA from Caenorhabditis remanei, 792 nucleotides. RefSeq lists its product as uncharacterized. Bases 1 to 792 code for a protein of 263 amino acids. Lineage: Eukaryota; Metazoa; Nematoda; Chromadorea; Rhabditida; Rhabditidae. The transcript has 4 exons. The record is from RefSeq and is a predicted model, not a curated record.
AUGAAGCCGGAAAUCAAUAAAAAAUCUGAAACGUUAUGUUCGAACCCUUAUGUUAUUACGAAGCAAGAUUUGAUGGUCGAAGAAUGUCUCAAACUUCAUAUUUACUCUGAGCGACGAAUGGACAGGUUGAGCAAACGGUGCAUAAUAAAUCGCGUCAUAACUCAUUCUACCGAAAACAUUGAGAGAAUUCUCAGAACGUUUGAUUCGUCGCGUCUCGAGAAGUAUAUGAAUAUUCAGCACAAACUGAAUGAUUAUCUGAAGAAAUGCGAGAACAAGUAUUUUCCAGAAGAGAACCCAGUCUACAGAAACAAUUAUUGGGAAAGAAGAGCAGUUCAUACUCUUGUUCAGUACGAUGUGAGACCCGUUCCACAAAGGUCUAGAAGAAAAGUAGAAGACGUUCAUUUUUUUCAUUUUUACACUCCGAACGAAUGGGAGCUGAAAAUUGAGAACUGUCUCAAAUUGGAUAUCCUUGCUGAACGACGAGGUCGUAGAUUGGGUUUCAUUGAUGCUCCUAAAAUGAGAGACGUGGAGGACGCAUUGAGAGAAGCCAGUCACAUUGAAUUAGAGGGUCACAUCAAGUUUCAUGAGGAUUUCGAUCAGAAAUUGACAAAACAUGAGAAAAAAUUUUUUCCAAAAGAGUUCAGAGAAAUCGAUUACACGCCUUUUGAGCCAAUGAAAGGGUUGAGAGACUUUCUGAAAAACAAGAUAUCCUACAGUAAAGAAAUAAUUUUGUCAGAAAUCAAAAGGCAUGCCAACAAGUCUAAUAAAUUUUCGAACGAUUCGGAGGAAUGA